Molecule: messenger RNA, 1772 nt
Organism: Kockovaella imperatae
Lineage: Eukaryota; Fungi; Basidiomycota; Tremellomycetes; Tremellales; Cuniculitremaceae
Exons: 7
Coding region: 167-1651 (494 amino acids)
Biological process (GO): lipid storage
Source: RefSeq, a predicted model, not a curated record
UAAUCGUCAUUAGGAUUCGCGAAUCCCCGAUUAACCAUCCUCCUCGCCUCGUAAUCAGCGCUGGCGUCGGCUGCUUGAUGUCACAAUUCCACACAACAUAUCUGUUCAGAUACGGUAUUCAUCCCAGCAGAAAGGUCAUUCAGGGCCUGUAUACCUUGUGGCUACCAUGGCUUCUCAGCCCGAGCCAUCCCUAGAGCCCUACCUCAGGGCUCGAGCGAUGCAGAUGUCGCAGGGUCCCGGCUCCGGCCAGACCUUGUCCCGGGAUAUAGGACGACAAGACUCGACAAAGGGCAAGAACGAGUUUCUCGAGUUUCUAGUAGUGUUGCUUCGUACGCUCUCUCUGCCUGUCACACUCCCACUCAAAUGGAUUCACAAUAUUCUCGCCUCUCCCUUGACCGUCAGCGUCGUCCUCAAACUCCUGCUCCUCUUCGUACUCCUUCUGGGAUCUUCUGUGUUCUCGAUCCUUGCCACCGGGGCGUUUUGGUAUUCAUGGGGAACUGGGGGCGAAGUCGAGUUGGAGGGAUGGUUGAUCUACGGAUCAAAGAACAUGAGAGCCCCACAUACGACGCUGGAUCUGCCUAUAGAGAGAUUUCAAGAAGAACUGAGAUACGAUGUUCAGGUGGAAAUGGAGCUCGUUCGACCAACAAGGGGAUCCGAGGAGAUGGGAAACUUCAUGCUGACAUUGCAACUCUUGUCUGCUCGAGACUCAGACCUCGUCGUCUUCGGUGCAGCUCAGCCCUCCCUACCUCCGCCCCCCCUCUCAGUCUCACUUUUCGCCCUUCCGUCCCUUCCGACCCAUCUUCUUCCACCGUGCAUCAUCCCAUGGCCGUUCCGAGCCUUUUGCCCUUCACGAGUGCUUGGUUACGCAGACGAGUCUACUCGCCGCAUCCGAAGACGACGUGCUAAAGGCAGCUUGGGGCAUCCGGUCGGAGACAAAAAUGUGGUGCUAUUGAGGAAGAAUCUGAUGGAGGGCGUUGUGGUCAAUCCAGGUCGAGCGAGGGACACGGCUGUUGGCUCAGCGUUCGUCAGCAUAGGCCGCGAAGAUGCCGACACGUUCGAUGCCACAGCGCAACAAUGCCAACCUCAAUCUCGUGAAGUUCGAACGACCGGCUGGGUCGUCGUUCGUUUCACGCCCAGACCAACAGGCGUCCGAUGGCUCUUGUCUGUUCAUCCUAUCCCGCCGCUUCUCAUUCUACCGCCGAUCUCGCUCGCUCUCACGCUAUCCUCUUCUCUGAUCGCUUUUGUCCUUAUUUCUUUCCUGUUUCGACCCAAAGCUGCCCGAUCUUCCCGGCAGACUGAUCCGACAGGAAUGUCUGAGGCUGAUCUUUUGGCUGAGAAGGCAUCUCGGCUCGAAGAAAGACAAGCUAGAGAAGCCUCUGAGGAGGAAGCAAGGCGGCGGAGAGAGUGGGAAGAGGUCGAGUCGAGUGCGCUUGGAGGCCUGAGAAAAAUGCCGGAGGAAAGAAAGCGGACUUCAACGAUCGGAGGGUCAGAGACGACUGCGCCAAGUCGCGUCAGAAGCUUUGCUCCAAUACUUGACACUGAGACGGAGGUGACGGAGACCGAAACAGAAGACCCAGGUGCGUCUGAAUCAGCAGCUCGUAGCGAUGGACAUAGUUCGUCCGAGAGCGACUCUUGGGAGGAGGCGCGGUAGAAGGUAACUAGAUCCAAGUUGUAACGCUCAUGUAUACUCUGCGGUCCGCAGACCUCGAACUCUCCGCGCUCGAAUAUAAGCGAAGACUUAGGCGACGGCUGCGUCAGAUUAUGCCCCCAAC